Messenger RNA from Periophthalmus magnuspinnatus, 2475 nucleotides. RefSeq names its product extracellular calcium-sensing receptor-like. The record is from RefSeq and is a predicted model, not a curated record. Gene Ontology annotation, molecular function: G protein-coupled receptor activity. The transcript is spliced from 8 exons. Gene Ontology annotation, biological process: G protein-coupled receptor signaling pathway. Gene Ontology annotation, cellular component: membrane. The coding region runs from base 94 to 2475 and encodes 793 amino acids. Lineage: Eukaryota; Metazoa; Chordata; Actinopteri; Gobiiformes; Gobiidae.
GUCGUAUGCAAGGCCAAGGGCUCGGCACGGGCCCCAGCAUUCUCCUUGGAGGGGGACUACAUCAUUGGAGGAGUUUUUUCUAUUCACUACUACAUGCACACUUUCAUUCACAACUAUACAAGCAAGCCUGAACCAGUGCGGUGCACAGGAAGUGUUGACUCCCGUGAGCUGCGUUUCGCCCGAGCCAUGGUCUUUGCUAUCGAGGAGAUUAACAACAGUUCUGCCCUGUUGCCUGGAGUUACUGUUGGUUACCAGAUCCACGACUCCUGUGCAUCUGUCCCUGUAGCUGUGCAGGCGGCUUUCCAGCUCGUCAAUGGACUUGCCCCAGAGUACUACCCGGACCAGCGCUGCUCUCAGUCUGGAAUGGUGAUGGGCAUUGUGGGGGAAUCUGGUUCCACACCGUCUAUCAGCAUGUCCCGAGUCGCAGGGUCAUUCAACAUACCCCAAGUGAGCCACUUUGCCACGUGCGCCUGCCUGUCUGACAAAGAGCAGUAUCCCAGCUUCUUCCGAACAAUUCCCAGUGACAAGUUUCAGGCUGAUGCUUUGGUCAGACUGGUCAAGCAGUUUGGAUGGACUUGGAUUGGCACUGUCUAUUCAGAUUCGGAUUAUGGGAAUAAUGGCAUGGCAUCUUUCCUGUCAGCAGCACGUCGGGAGGGCAUCUGUGUGGAAUACUCUGAGGCAUUCUAUAGAACAUACUCACACAGCAGGAUCCAGAGAGUGGCACAAGUCAUACGCAGGUCCACAGCCACAGUAGUUGUAGCGUUUGCAGCCUCUGGAGACAUGCGUAUUCUGUUGGAGCAGCUGUGCCAGGAGCCUGUUCCGUACCGGCAGUGGGUGGGCAGUGAGGCGUGGGUGACAGACCCCGACCUGCUACGCUUCAGCUCCUGUGUGGGGGCUCUGGGGCUGGGCAUCCAACAGUCUGUGAUCCCUGGUCUGAAGGAGUUCUUAUUAGAGCUGCCCUUCUCCACAGUGAGUGCCUCUGCGCUGCUGAGCAAGUUCUGGGAGGAGGCGUUCAAAUGCAGGAUGCCCACAAAUGCGGGUCCAGAUGAUACAUUGUGUGAUGGGAGUGAAGAUCUAAUGAAUCUUGAGAGCCCAUACUUAGACACGUCCCAGCUGCGCAUUACUAACAUGGUCUACAAGGCUGUGUAUGCUAUAGCACAUGCCAUUCACAAUGCACUGUGCCAGAAUACCACCAAUCAGUGCGACAAAUUCAUUCCACUGCAAUCGGCACAGGUUCUUGCUCAGCUAAAGAAAGUCAAUUUCUCUCAGAAUGGGUACAGUGUGUCGUUUGAUGCUAAUGGGGAUCCAGUGGCUAUGUAUGAGCUGGUGAACUGGCAAAGAACUAUCCAAGGCACGUUUCAGCUGGAGACGGUUGGGCACUUUGAUGCCUCUCAAGCAAAAGGGCAGGAGUUCAGGAUACAGAAGGUCCUGCAAUGGAUGCGAGGGAGCACACAGGUACCAAUGUCAGUUUGCAGUGAGAGUUGUAUCCCAGGAACCCGUAAAGUUCAACGAAAAGGCAAACCAAUAUGUUGCUAUGACUGCGUUGCAUGUACUGAAGGUGAAAUAAGCAACACUACAGAUUCACCUAAUUGUUACUACUGUCCUGAGGAGCUCUGGCCAAAUCCCGAAAGAGAUUCCUGUUUACCCAAACCAGUGGAGUUCUUGUCUUUUAGUGAAAACCUGGGAAUCAUCUUGGUCGUGUUCUCAGUGAGCGGGGCUUUCAUAGCUAUUCUCACAACAGCGGUGUUCUUCCAACAUAGGAACACCCCAAUAGUCAAAGCUAAUAACUCAGAAUUAAGCUUUUGGCUGCUUCUCUCACUGACUCUAUGCUUUUUAUGCUCACUUACAUUUAUUGGGGCUCCGUCUGAGUGGUCCUGCAUGCUGCGCCACACUGCGUUCGGCAUCACCUUUGUCCUCUGUAUCUCUUGUGUUCUGGGGAAGACUAUAGUGGUGCUGAUGGCCUUCAGAGCCACACUUCCAGGAAGUAAUGUCAUGAAAUGGUUCGGUCCUUUUCAGCAACGAAUGACAGUUGCUGCAUUCACACUGAUACAAGUUUUGAUUUGUAUAAUUUGGUUAAUUGUUAAUCCACCUUUUCCCAUAAAGAACUUAACCACAUUCAAAGACAGGAUCAUAUUAGAAUGUGCAUUAGGUUCUCCUAUUGGUUUCUGGGCAGUUCUUGGAUACAUAGGCCUGUUAGCUUUGUUGUGUUUUGUGUUGGCCUUUUUGGCUCGUAAACUUCCUGAUAACUUUAAUGAAGCCAAGUUCAUCACCUUCAGCAUGUUGAUCUUCUGUGCAGUCUGGAUCACUUUUAUCCCAGCUUACGUCAGCUCUCCAGGAAAGUUCACUGUCGCCGUGGAGAUAUUUGCUAUUCUGGCUUCAAGUUUUGGAUUGCUUUUUUGUCUUUUUCUCCCUAGAUGUUAUAUUAUAUUAUUCAGGCCAGAGAAGAACACAAAGAAACAUUUAAUGAGCAAAUAG